Fukomys damarensis (Damara mole-rat) is the source of this 939-nucleotide messenger RNA. RefSeq names its product olfactory receptor 8B12. Gene Ontology annotation, molecular function: olfactory receptor activity; odorant binding; G protein-coupled receptor activity. Gene Ontology annotation, biological process: sensory perception of smell; G protein-coupled receptor signaling pathway. The record is from RefSeq and is a predicted model, not a curated record. NCBI's taxonomy places the organism in Eukaryota, Metazoa, Chordata, Mammalia, Rodentia, Bathyergidae. The transcript has a single exon. Gene Ontology annotation, cellular component: membrane. Bases 7 to 939 code for a protein of 310 amino acids.
GAGAGGAUGGCAGCCAAGAACUCUUCUGUGACAGAGUUUAUCCUUGCAGGUUUAACAGACAAGCCAGAACUUCAGACCCCCCUCUUCUUCCUGUUUCUAGGUUUCUACAUGGUCACAGUACUUGGGAACUUGGGCUUGAUCCUCCUGAUAGUGCUGGACUCUCACCUGCACAACCCCAUGUACUUCUUCCUCUUCAACCUCUCCAUAAUAGAUUUAUCUUACUCCACUACCAUCACCCCCAAAAUGCUGAUGAGUUUCAUCUCCAAGAAGAACAUGAUCAUGCAUGCUGGUUGCAUGACUCAGUUCUUUUUCUUCUGCUUCUUUGUCAUUUCUGAGUCCUUUGUCCUUUCAGCAAUGGCAUAUGAUCGCUAUGUUGCCAUCUGUAACCCACUCAUGUACACAGUCACCAUGUCUCCCCAGGUGUGUUUACAUCUCUUGUUGGGUGUCUACACAAUGGGGUUUGCUGGGGCCAUGUCUCACACAGGAAGCAUAAUGAGUCUGACCUUCUGCUCUGAAAACCUUGUCAAUCAUUUCAUGUGUGACAUCCUUCCCCUCCUUGAGCUCUCCUGCAACAACUCUUUUGCACAUGAGCUUGAACUCUUUAUUGUUGUAGCCAUUGGCAUCGGAAUACCCACUGUCACCAUCUUCGUUUCUUAUGCCCUCAUCUUGUCAGUUAUUCUUCACAUUAGUUCUGCAGAGGGUAGAUCCAAAGCCUUUAGUACCUGCAGCUCCCAUGUCAUUGUGGUUUCUCUGUUUUUUGGUUCUGGGGCAUUCAUGUAUCUUAAACCACCAUCCAUUAUGCCCCUUGAUGAAGGGAAAGUGUCUUCCCUUUUCUAUACCAUUGUAGUACCAAUGUUAAAUCAAUUAAUCUACAGCUUGAGGAAUAAAGAUGUCAAAAUUGCCUUGAGGAAAGCUUUGGACAAAAAAAUAUUUUCUUAG